GAGGAAAACAAUUACAUAAACUUCUGCUUUGAGACGUUUCUCUCACUAAAGUUAAAUAGUUUUUUUGUGCCACUAUGAAGUACAUUCUGGUUACGGGUGGAGUAAUAUCUGGUAUUGGUAAGGGUAUUAUUGCCAGCAGUGUUGGAACAAUCCUUAAAUCUUGUGGCCUUUAUGUCACAGUCAUCAAAAUUGACCCGUAUAUCAACGUCGACGCUGGAACCUUCUCACCUUAUGAACAUGGUGAGGUGUUUGUUCUCGAUGAUGGUGGGGAAGUAGAUCUCGAUUUGGGAAACUAUGAGCGUUUCCUCGACAUCCGCCUUAUCAAAGACAAUAAUCUCACCACUGGGAAGAUCUACCAGUCGGUCAUCAACAAGGAGAGGAGAGGAGACUAUCUUGGCAAGACCGUACAAGUGGUACCCCACAUUACAGAUGCCAUCCAGGAAUGGGUAAUGGAGCAGGCGAGGAUAUCAGUAGAUGAUGAUGGUGUGGAGCCUCAAGUGUGUGUUAUAGAGCUGGGAGGCACAGUGGGAGACAUAGAGAGCAUGCCUUUUAUCGAAGCCUUCAGACAGUUCCAGUUCAAGGUGAAGAGGGAUAACUUCUGCAACAUCCAUGUCAGCUUAAUACCACAGCCCAGUAGUACAGGAGAGCAGAAAACCAAGCCAACCCAGAACAGUGUACGAGAGCUCAGAGGAUUGGGCUUAACUCCAGAUUUGAUUAUAUGCCGCUGUGCAACUCCUCUAGAAACAUCAGUCAAAGAGAAGAUCUCCUUGUUUUGUCACGUGGAGCCUGCUCAGGUGAUCUGUGUCCAAGAUGUCUCUUCAGUUUAUAGAGUGCCUCUGCUGCUGGAGGACCAGGGUGUUGUAAAUACCUUGUGCCAGCGACUGAAAUUACCUGUUGAGAUGAAGCCCAGGAAGAUACUCCUGAGGUGGAAAGAGUUGGCUGACAGAACGGAUCGUCUCUUGGAACAUGUCUCUAUAGCCUUGGUGGGCAAAUACACAAAGCUAUCUGACUCUUACACAUCUGUAAUUAAGGCCUUAGAACAUUCAGCUCUCUCCAUUAAUCGCAAGUUAGAAGUCAAGUAUAUAGACUCUGAAGACUUGGAGACCGCAACUGCAAAAGAUGAACCAGUUAAAUAUCAUGAAGCAUGGCAAAAACUCUGCAGUUCUCAAGGUGUGUUGGUACCAGGAGGGUUUGGGGUACGAGGGACAGAAGGCAAGAUGCUGGCUAUUAGCUGGGCGAGGAAGCAGGAUAAGCCAUUCCUGGGGGUGUGUUUGGGCAUGCAGCUGGCGGUGUGUGAGUUUGCUCGAAAUGUUCUUGGAUGGGUAGACGCCAACUCCACAGAAUUUGAUCCAGAAACCAAACACCCCGUGGUGAUUGACAUGCCAGAGCACAACCCCGGACACAUGGGAGGAAGCAUGAGGUUGGGAAAGAGGCGGACCAUUUUUAACUCCAACACCAGCGUGCUGAGGAAACUUUAUGGAGAUGUUGAUUAUGUUGAAGAGAGGCACAGACACAGGUUUGAGGUGAAUCCUGAACUGAAACACCACUUUGAGAAAAAAGGACUUCAUUUUGUUGGCGAGGAUGAAGAAGGAGAGAGAAUGGAGGUGAUUGAAAUAAAAGAUCAUUGUUACUUUUUUGGAGUGCAGUACCAUCCAGAGUUCACCUCUAGACCCAUUAAACCUUCUCCUCCAUAUCUGGGUCUACUGUUGGCUGCUGCAGAAAAACUUCAGUGUUACCUUAACAAAGGCUGUACCCUCUCUCCAAGGGACAGAUACAGUGACUGCAGUUGUAGCAGCUCUCCUGAUGUGGUCAUGAAUGAGCUGAACAUCCCCUUUUUAUAGCGUUGCCUCUUUUGUUACUCGUGGAAAAGUCCCAGAAAAGAAAGAAC
Messenger RNA from Nematolebias whitei (Rio pearlfish), 1888 nucleotides. Its product is annotated as CTP synthase 1. Gene Ontology annotation, biological process: CTP biosynthetic process; pyrimidine nucleobase biosynthetic process. Gene Ontology annotation, cellular component: cytoophidium; cytoplasm. The coding region runs from base 75 to 1841 and encodes 588 amino acids. The record is from RefSeq and is a predicted model, not a curated record. The transcript is spliced from 18 exons. Gene Ontology annotation, molecular function: identical protein binding; CTP synthase activity. NCBI's taxonomy places the organism in Eukaryota, Metazoa, Chordata, Actinopteri, Cyprinodontiformes, Rivulidae.